Molecule: messenger RNA, 4938 nt
Organism: Patella vulgata (common limpet)
Lineage: Eukaryota; Metazoa; Mollusca; Gastropoda; Patellidae
Product: transcription factor COE1
Exons: 17
Coding region: 392-2158 (588 amino acids)
Biological process (GO): regulation of transcription by RNA polymerase II
Molecular function (GO): RNA polymerase II cis-regulatory region sequence-specific DNA binding; DNA-binding transcription factor activity, RNA polymerase II-specific
Source: RefSeq, a predicted model, not a curated record
GGAGGAGGGCAGAGGAAGGCAACAAAAGCCUUUACCCGGGAGAAUCAGUAAGCAGACGUGUGGAAGACGUUGGGAGGAAGCUGUCCCAGGAUAAACGAUUCGCCUAUAGCUCAUUCGAGUCGACUAUCAAGAGUAAACAUCACAACCAGUUAGAGGGAAACUGUAGGGAUCUAAAGCUGACAAUAAUACGACCCUUUUCUCUCCAAUGACAGAUUAAUACACAUCAGUUUUUACUAACAGUCGCCAUAUCUGUUUAACAGUUCCAGGAAAUUUUGUUUUGUGUGGAUUUUUUACUCUGUUUCUGUGCUAACAUCAAUGUGAGGAGUCAGUUUUCAACUUAGUUUUAACGAAUUUGAGGUGUUUUUGGGUGGUGUAGUUUUCUGUAUGUUCAAUGUUUGUGACGGAACAAGAAAUUGCCAACCCAAUGAAAGAAGAGUCUUUAUCAUCACAGUUGUCAGCCGUCAGGAACUGGAUGCAGCCGACAGUACUGGAUCAAGGUGGCAGCGUUGGGUUGAGCCGCGCCCACUUUGAGAAGCAACCACCAAGUAAUUUAAGAAAAAGUAAUUUUUUCCAUUUUGUUUUGGCUUUAUACGAUCGUCAAGGUCAACCAGUAGAAAUAGAAAGAACAGCUUUUAUAGAUUUUGUUGAAAAAGAUCAGGAACACGAAUCACAGAAAACCAACAAUGGAAUUCACUACAGAUUACAACUUCUCUUCGCUAACGGUGUACGACAAGAACAAGAUAUAUACGUACGGCUUAUUGAUUCAGUUUCUAAACAGGCUAUUAUAUACGAAGGUCAGGAUAAGAAUCCAGAAAUGUGUCGAGUUUUAUUAACCCAUGAAGUUAUGUGCAGCCGAUGUUGUGACAAGAAAAGUUGUGGAAAUCGAAACGAGACGCCAUCAGAUCCAGUUAUUAUAGACAGAUUCUUCCUAAAGUUUUUUAUGAAAUGUAACCAGAAUUGUUUAAAGAAUGCUGGCAAUCCGCGAGAUAUGAGAAGAUUCCAGGUAGCUGUAUCGACGUCAGUAGCUAUAGAUGGGCCACUAUUAACAGUGUCAGAUAAUAUGUUUGUACACAAUAACUCGAAACAUGGUCGACGAGCAAGACGACUCGAUCCUACAGAAGGAGGUUAUCCAGGCACUACUUUGUAUUCCGACCCGAUGUAUCCUAAAAUACAAAGCCCCGCUAGAAACCAAGAUGGUUUUGUAUUUCCAGCUACGCCAUGUAUAAAGGCUAUCUGUCCAAGUGAAGGUUGGACGAGCGGUGGAACAACAGUUAUUAUUAUAGGAGAUAAUUUCUUCGAUGGUUUGCAACUCGUGUUUGGUACCAUGUUAGUCUGGAGUGAGUUAUUGACGUCACAUGCUAUACGUGUACAGACCCCGCCACGUCACAUCCCUGGUGUUGUGGAAGUGACGUUAUCCUAUAAAUCUAAACAGUUCUGUAAAGGUGCUCCUGGCAGAUUUGUAUAUACAGCUUUAACCGAACCAACGAUUGAUUAUGGUUUCCAGAGAUUAAUGAAAUUGGUUCCACGACAUCCGGGUGAUCCAGAAAAACUACCAAAGGAAAUUAUUUUAAAAAGAGCAGCCGAUUUAGCGGAAGCACUUUACUCGAUGCCGAGGAAUCACAAUCAAUUGUCACUUCCUGCACCCCGAUCACCGGCCAUCAACAACACCUCACCUAUGUCAGGAUUCAAUGCAUACCCAAGUCAGCUUGCCGUUAGUGUCGGCAGUGUGGCGGAUUCAGCUUCCGGUCAGUGGGAGGAAGGUUAUAAUAGGAGUCAGAGUUCGAGUGUUUCACCCCGAGGUUAUGGUUCUAACGGUUCAACACCUCACAGUAAUGGCAGCUACACGAGCACACCGGGGAUGAACGGUUAUCACCAUGGUGGUGGUGCACUAGGGAAUAUGGGUUUAGACCAUUUUUUACGAGAUGAAGCCAGCAGAUUAGGAGUUAAUGCCCCACAUUCGCCACCUAUUCACAAUAUGGCUGCCCAGGGUCUGGGGAGCUGUACGCCUGGUAUAUUCUCCUUCUCACCGGCCAAUAUGAUCACUGCCGUUAAACAAAGAAGUGCUUUCGCUCCAGUGCUAAGGGGGGCAAAUAGUCCCCCGCCCUCCUUUCCUGGUAUUCAGACUGGGGGUUGGACUCACCCAUUUUUACACGAAUGAGUUCGAUAGUGGCGUCCCCAUUUACAAGCGUGAAUCCAUUCGCUUUGCCCACGUGUAACUCACAGGCGUACAGUGGUUCAAUUGUCUCCCCUGCCAAAUGACCACUAGAUGGCCGCCAUAUUGAACGGACCUCAGACACGUAUUAAACGUCGUAUGAUUGGUUGAAAAUCAAAAUAAAGUGAAAGUGGUGGCGAUAGUUAAAACUUUGUGCUGUGAACUGAAUCAAUGAGACACGAGACUUUGUUCUGUUUCAGUUAUGACUCUAUUUGAUAUAAUCUCUUUAACUAAAGAGACCAUUUACAGUAUUCUACUUAAAACUAUCUUUAUUAUUGUGAUACCCAUACUUCCUCUCUUGCCAGGAGUUAUCUCCUCAUGUAUAUAGAGUCUCAAUUAACCAGCUCACGCGUCAUCUUGCUCAGAGGACUGGAUAUCUGGGACACUGGUAGUCGCGAUCGCGAUCUACAGGAUGAAUCUUCAUCUCGAACCACGAUUCAACGUGAAAACCGGAAGUUAUUGAACUAUAGAAAAUAGUUCGUUUUUUGUGCUAGAACAAUAUUAUUACUACGCAGGGAUGGUCAAGUGAAACGUGAGUGAACAGUCAUGAAUAAAAAAAAUUCUUACACUGACAAAAUGGAGGUGUUUUAUCUACUAUUUGUAAAUGACGAUGUGUUUUGAUGUAUAUUGAAGUCACGUGCUAUGGAUUAAUUAAUUAAUUAAUUAUGAUAUUAUAUAUAGAAACAAAGUUGUAAAUAUUCAUACUGUUAAAUGGUGUUCAUUUUAUUUAUCAGUUUAAAUACUGAUCUUUAUAUAAAAAUAUUUUAUUGUUUAAUUAAAUCAAAAUAAGAGUUCUACUUAAAAUCAUAGACGUUUUAUUUCAAAAGUUUAGUUUAUUGCCUUUUAUGGUAAUUCUUUUUUAAAUAAAUAAUUUAUAUAAAAUCAAAAUACCCACAAGUAAACCAAUUCAUGCGGCAGAAAUGAAAUGUGGUUUUAAGCCCGGACCUUUAUGUAGCAACUGGGUUAAUGAAGAUGGGCACGCUUAUCCGACUAGUCAAAUGUCUUGCAUAGUCGUGAUCAUCAAGACGCAAGCCACAUAGUAAUUAUAGAUCAUGGUUUUGCUUUAAUUGAAAAUUAGAUUUUAUUUAUAGAUUUAAGCAGGAGACCAAUUCAUGAAAACUUGAAACUAAAACAGUUUAAUGAUUCAUUGAUUGAGCACUAACUUCAUAGCACACAUUUUUUCUUCUGACCAAUGAAAAAGCUACAUUAAGUUUUCGUGAAUAAGGCGGUCAUAGUUGUAUGGAGAGCCAUCUCUGCAAAAAAAAAGGGUAUUUUAAUUUAUGACACUGCUGAGAUGUCCUUUCAUUUCAACUUUAUAUAAAUUGAUAUAUGAAUGGUGUAAAGUGACUUGUCUGCGCUACUAAUCCCAGUGGAAGCAGAAGUCAAGCCCCGCGAACGAACAAACGUCUAAAAUGACAAAUAUACAGAUUAUAUUAGUAGACAAGGUUAUCUAGUCAUAAUAACAGCCUCGAUUAUUCUAGUCAUAAUUGUUAUCAAAUGUUUAUAUUUUGUAUGUCUACGUAAACAUGUAUGGUUUAAAUACAUUCACAAAGUUUUAGACAAAAACAUCUAGUCAGCUUGGAUAAAAAAAUAACAUAUUAUAUUAUUGAAUUUAGGGGAAUUUAGCAUAAAUUGUAGUUAUUAAACCAAAGUUAAGAAUAGUCCCCAUAUAAAUAAUUGCAUUUAAAACGAUUUAAAUUUACGGAAAUAUCGUUGUUGUUAAAGGACAAUAUUGGUGUCAGUCGUUAUCUCAUAUGUGAUAGAACUUGUUAAACACGUUCCAAAUAUAAUUUUAACACGAUAGAUGCGUAAUUAAGGGAACAACAAACGGAAGUAACGAACGCAAAACGAAAACACGGGUCAUCCUUCUAUAUAACUGAUUGAAGUGACGAGUAUUAACAGAUACACGGGCGAAUUUCUGCUCACUAAUAAUUCCUUCGAAGACCAAAAGUUGUUAUAUGAGACUGUGAGAGGAUAUCUGACGAUUCAAAAUGACUGACACCAAUAUUGUCCUUUAAACGAAGAGUUAUCAAAAGUCCCCUGAUAUAUUAUAAAAUAUUUAACAGUAUCUUUCAAGAAAAACCGAAACAGAACAUAAUGUCCCUUAUAUUAUAUUAUUGCAUUUUAUAAGAUUACGUUUUUACAAACAGACACUGUGUGCAAUGUUAUCAAAAGUCCCAUAUUUUUAUCUAGUCAUUUUGUUUUAAAUAUUGAAUAGAUUUGUUGAAAUGAAUGGUUUAUUCUAGUCAAUUCCAUAUAAAUUAUUCUUUACAACGUGUGUGGUGUAAAUUGUUCCUGUAUGAGAAUUCGUAAAAAAAAAUAUUCAUAAGAACGUCAUCCAUUUUCCAUAAUACUCUAAACGUUUAAAGUUCUUGAAUUCUUGUAAACUGUGUACAUAAUUUUAUCUCAUGAAUAUUCAUUAAUUAGUAGUAAUGAUGUCAUCAGAUUUUGAUAUAAAAUGGCGUCAUAAAAGGAAAGCAAUGUGUGUGAAUUUAAUGACGUGAAUUUAAUGACGGGGAAUACGUCAUGAUAUAUUGAUUAAAAUGACGUCACAUUAUAAGGAGAUGUGCAAUAUGUAAGUUUUAAAGUAAAUCUGUUGAAUAAUAAAUUUGUUUAUUUCUGUAUAUGAUUUUAAUAUACUGUCUCAAAUAUUAUUUAUUCUAUGAUAUAGACUGUUUUUAUAUUAACAAGUUUUCAGAUCCAAUAAAAACAAUUUUCCUCAGGAA